Colletes gigas is the source of this 1362-nucleotide messenger RNA. Its product is annotated as protein BCCIP homolog. Gene Ontology annotation, cellular component: nucleus. Lineage: Eukaryota; Metazoa; Arthropoda; Insecta; Hymenoptera; Colletidae. The transcript has 5 exons. Bases 261 to 1181 code for a protein of 306 amino acids. The record is from RefSeq and is a predicted model, not a curated record.
CCGCUGGCACAGAUGUAUCUUGAACGCAGGAGGAGGUGGAUGUAAGGGGCCUGUUGGGAAUUCAAACAUUUUAUCAGCGGACAUUUAGUUCAAUAUUAGCUGAAAGGUCUUUGGUUGGAAUUCGAAUUCAAGCUACCGGGCGCACAAUGGACGCCAUUACAGUUGGAAAUAUCGAAAUGGCGGCAACUUCGAAUGAUUGAACUAUCGUGUUCACGGCGUGUCACGUGGUUUAAAUCCGGCUGAACCGUCAUCUCGGGAGAAUGGCUGCUCCGGUAAAAAAACGUGAUAUUCAACGAAGUACGGAAGACAGGAGUAGCGACGACGAUGAUCAGAGUUCAUUAAAUAGCGAGGAUAACGAACGGGAUGCGGUAGAAGAACAGGGAAUGGAAAUUCAAGUGGACUUUGAAGGAAGAAGUCCGUUAGACCCGGAUUAUCAUGGAAUUAAGACCCUUCUGCAACAACUGUUCUUGAAGGCGCAUAUCGAUUUAGGUGGUCUCACAGACUUGAUUAUUUCCCAAAAUUAUGUAGGUUCGGUCGUCAAACAGUCUGAAGAUUUAGAAAAUUCAGACGACGAAGAUAGCGAUAUCAACGAUGUGUUUGGUGUUACUACGGUAAUUAAUUUAUCCAGCGGACAGAACUAUAUCUGUGUACAACAGCUCAGAGAAUUGUUAAAACAAUUGGCAAACGAACACGCACCGGAUGCGACUAAUUCAAUGAUAAAACAUGCCCUUGAGAACGAUUCGGAAGCUUUAGGCUUAUUAAUUAACGAAAGAUUUGUUAACAUUCCAGCACAAAUAUCUGUGCCCCUUUUGGAAAACUUAACGUCUGAGAUAAAGCGGGCGAACAAUAAAAGGAUGCCAUUUAACUUUUCUUACUACGUGUUAAUUUGCAAAUUGUACAAAACCGAGGACCAAAAAAUUGAAAAGAAACUGAAGAACAAAAAGAAGAAUAAUUCGGAAGAGCCAGCCAUUCUAUGGAGUAACCCGGAGGAAGAGAUUUUUGCUGAGGAGGCUACGUUUAGUUUUGAAUUUUCUGUCGAAAAGGACUCUGACAGUGGUUUGUCUGGAACGUGGACAGAAACAGAUAACGAGAUGGUACCCUAUAGGAGGGUUCUUUUGUUCGAAGCGACAAAGUUACAACAAAUUAUCGACAAAAUAAAAGUACAUGUUUCUUUUCUAUAAAAUAAACAAAACCAGCGGGAAAAAGCUAAUGAUAAAUUCGUCUCGUAUUCCUAAAAAAAAAAAACUCCUUCCUUCGAUGUACCGAAGGAAGGUACACGCUUGACAGAGGUAACUUCUUCGAUAUCUUUUGUACAAUAAACAGUAUUGUGUGUAUACAAUACAUGUAAUCAGCUUUUUAUAA